AUGGCUGCGGAGGAUGCGGCCGCGCGGUCCCGAACCGGAGCCCUGCUCUUCCGCGGGGCUCCGCUCUCUCCCUCCCGCCUGCUGGUGCUCUCCCUGUCCGCCUGCUCUCUGCUCCCAGCCCCGGCGCUCGGCUUGCUCGGCUUUCGGCCGGAGGAGACCGGAGCGGAGCUGUCCGUGGCGGACGGGGUGCUGAAAGCUACCGAGGGGACCCGCUUCAUGCUGCGGGUGUAUUACUCCACCUCCCCGCAGAGGCUGAACCGCACCGCGGCGACUCGCGCCAACAACGCCGCGCCCUGGAUCGCCUUCAUCGAGGAGCCAACUCCCGGGCGAGAAGGACAAGUUCACCCGAAGCGGAACAUGUGCAUGGACAAGAACGCCAGGACGUCCGACAUCGAGGUUUUAGGUUCUUUCAAGUCUGCGUCCAGUCAGAACUCGGUGCUGGUGGAGCUGCUGGCCAAGGACCUGCGGAGGGGGGAGACGAUCAAAUACUACUCCAUGUGCGCCUUUGAUGGAUCCAAAUGGGAACACUACCGGACACGGGAUUUCUGGGUGGCCGUGGUAGAGCGCUCCGCUGUACCGGAGCUGUGGCUGCAGGUGUUGGUGUCCGUGCUGCUGCUCGGGCUGUCAGCUCUGUUCAGCGGGCUGAACCUGAGCCUGCUGGCGCUGGACCCGGUGGAGCUGCAGGUCCUCCAGAACAGCGGCACCGACAAGGAGCAGAACUACGCGCGGAAAAUCGAAUCGGUGCGUCGGCACGGUAACUACGUGCUCUGCACUUUACUGCUGGGGACCGCGAUCAUUAACGCCUCGCUCGCCGUGUGGAUGUGCCAGAUCCUGGGCAUGACCUGGCUCUCCACGGUCAUCUGCGCCUUCGGCAUCUUCUUCAUCGGGGAGAUCCUCCCGCACUCGGUGGCGUCGCGUCACGGUCUGGCCAUCGCCUCCAAAACCAUCUGGGUGACGCGGCUGCUGAUGGUGCUCUCUUUCCCCAUCUCCUACCCCAUCAGCAAACUCCUGGACCUCAUCCUCAACCAGGAGAUCUCAAACUUUUACACCAGAGAGAAACUCCUAGAGAUGCUGCGCGUCACCGACCCGUACCACGACCUGGUCAAAGAGGAGCUCAACAUCAUCCAGGGAGCGCUGGAGCUGCGCACCAAAACCGUGGAGGACGUCCUGACGCCGCUGACCGACUGCUUCAUGCUGGCCUCGGACGUCGUGCUGGACUUCAACACCAUGUCGGAUAUCAUGCAGAGUGGAUAUACGAGGAUACCGGUGUUUGAGAACGAGCGGUCCAACAUUGUGGACAUCCUGUUUGUGAAGGACCUCGCGUUCGUGGACCCGGACGACUGCACCCCGCUGAAGACCAUCACCCAGUUCUACAAACACCCGCUGCACUGCGUCUUCAACGACACCAAGCUGGACGCCAUGCUGGAGGAGUUCAAGAAAGGAAAGUCCCACCUCGCCAUCGUGCAGCGGGUGAACAACGAGGGCGAGGGCGACCCUUUCUACGAGGUGAUGGGCAUCGUCACCCUGGAGGACGUCAUCGAGGAAAUCAUCAAGUCAGAGAUCCUUGACGAGACCGACCUCUACACUGAUAAUCGUACCAAGCGUCGUGUUUCUCAUCACGAGAGGAAGCAGCAGGACUUUUCCAUCUUCAAACUGUCAGAGAACGAGAUGAAAGUGAACAUUUCUCCUCAGCUUCUCCUGGCAACGCACCGCUUCCUGUCAACAGAGGUGGAGCCUUUCAAACCAGCUCACAUCUCAGAGAAGAUCUUAUUGAGGCUGAUCAAACACCCCAGCGUGGUUCAGGAACUCAAGUUUGAUGAGAGGAACAAGCGAGCGCAGCAGCACUUCCUGUUCCAGCGCAACAAACCGGUGGAUUACUUCAUCCUGGUCCUGCAGGGCCGAGUUGAGGUGGAGUUCGGUAAAGAAGCACUGAAGUUUGAGAAUGGAGCCUUUUCUUACUUUGGGGUUCCUUCCAUCAUGCCAACAGUCCACAGAUCCCCCUCUCGCAGUAGUGGUUUGGACCGCUCUGAGUCGAUGCUGUACGGAGGAAGCAUGGGCCAACUGAACGGAGGGGGGAACGCCUACCUGCCGGAUUACUCUGUCAGACAGCUCACACAUCUACAGAUCAUAAAGAUCACCCGGAGCCACUACCAGAAUGCUGUAACAGCCACCCGGAUGGACAGCUCUCCCCAGACACCUGAUGCUGACGCCCGUCUGGCAGAAGCCAACUCCCCGACCCCGGAGCCCCCGGCCGCAGAGCACGGUGCCACGCUGAUGCCCCCGGACCACACCACCACAACCACCCUCAUGCCCCCACCCAGGGAGAUCGGCCGGCCCAGUUCGGCCCGAGCCCGAGGGCAGCAGUCCAGCGUCCCGCACAGCACCUCGCUGCUGAAUGAGAAGAACCGCAUCGUCCGCAGCAAGUCUGAAGGCCAGAAGAGUCCCAGCGAUUCAGUGUUUCUUAGGAUGGAUGAGAUCCCUUACAUCAGGGAGGACAGGCCUGAGACUGAGGCACACACUGACAUGGCCUCUGUUCCCAUAGAAACGGACACGUCUCCUUUCAUCAGCAGCCUGUCCCUGAGCGGCUCAGAGGACACACUGGGCAAGAAACUCCUGCUCAAACUCAGCCACAAGAAGAGGAAAAAAUCCCGCGAAGGAGAAAAGACGCCAGAGGACAAUUCAGAGCAGCCGCUGGUGAAAACCUAGCAGAGUGCGAGUGAAACGGACCCGAACUCUCCAUCAUCUGAUGGUUCUAUAAGUUGUUUGUAAAGACGAUGUGGUUACUACAGCUAUCAGAGUUUUAUCUGAAAACACUCCACACACCCCCGCUGCAGGAGAUUAUAAAGAGGACCCAUCACCGGGACUGAACGCACAGAUGGAAGAAACCAUUCCAUCAAAACAAACGGGGGUCGCAGCUUUGGCAAUAUGCAUCAAACUGUAGCUUGUCAUCGCCACAGGUUUUUCACGCUGAUGCUUGUAAAUAAAGGAAUGACUGCGGAUGUAAAAUGUUUGUAGGAAAAAUAAUAGUUUUUUAUACACUGUAUACCCUCCUCAUGUGAUCACUUCUCCAACGGAGCUCAAAGGAAUGACACAGGACACAAGAAUCGGAUGGAAGACACCAAAGAUGUUGCUGUUGUUGUACAUACUGAGCCAGACUGCACAGGGGACAUCUCGACAGGACAGACGUUACCUGGCAGCUUUGUGUUAAGGCUUUUGAUUUGAAAGGUUGCUUGAUUAUCGCUUGUUUACCUGCUAAUUAGAUCUGUAGUCUAACAUGUUAGUGUAGAAACAUAUUGUUCUUUUUGCCUUUUAUUUAUCUGUGAACAAGUGUUUUAUAUCCAGAGUGUGUCUGGAUGUCAGUUUUUAAAAAUGUUCGUUGCUUCCCAAAAUUUAAAUAGACACACAUCUAACAUAAUAUGGCCAAAAGUAUAUGGACAGCCCUGUUUUUCCUGGUUUGGGCUCAUUACUUACAAUGAACAGAAGUGUUGAGACACCAACAUGCAAUAUUUUGGACUUUAGUGUAACUUUGCAUUUAUAGUUUUUGUAUGUUGGUGUCAGGAAAUAAAACAAAGGUUUAAACACCUGCUCUGCAUCAUCACAGCCAAUUACAGUAUGUUCAAACAGCUGAUCUGAAGAAGCUGACUGAUUGUACACCUUGUUAUUUCAGCAUGUAAUUUUUCUCCAAAUUCUCUUGUGUAGUUUCUGUUUUUAAUCUGUUCUUAUUACCUCUGCCAAAGAGGUCAUGUUUUCAGUUUGUUUGUUUGUUUGUCAGCAGGAUUAUGGAAAAAAUACUGGCCCAAUUUUCAUUAAACUUGGUGAAAGGGUGUAGCCAGGGUGUCUGCAGGUCCUUAAAAAGUCUUAAAAUGUCUUAAACGCCCAGUGUGUAGGAUUUAGGAGGAUAU
Messenger RNA from Epinephelus lanceolatus (giant grouper), 3902 nucleotides. Its product is annotated as metal transporter CNNM1-like. Gene Ontology annotation, molecular function: transmembrane transporter activity. Gene Ontology annotation, biological process: magnesium ion homeostasis; transport. Gene Ontology annotation, cellular component: plasma membrane. The record is from RefSeq and is a predicted model, not a curated record. Lineage: Eukaryota; Metazoa; Chordata; Actinopteri; Perciformes; Serranidae.